Loa loa (African eye worm) is the source of this 1648-nucleotide messenger RNA. RefSeq lists its product as hypothetical. The record is from RefSeq and is a predicted model, not a curated record. NCBI's taxonomy places the organism in Eukaryota, Metazoa, Nematoda, Chromadorea, Rhabditida, Onchocercidae. The coding region runs from base 30 to 1466 and encodes 478 amino acids. The transcript has 11 exons. Gene Ontology annotation, molecular function: (S)-2-hydroxyglutarate dehydrogenase activity; (S)-2-hydroxy-acid oxidase activity.
UUCCAGAAUAUUACUAGCUCAAGUUUGAAAUGAAUACUGCAGCUAUCCGUUUACCGACGAUUUCCAGGAUAUUUUCUAAUUUUCGAACCAGCAUCCUUUCCAGAAGCAAAGGUAUUGCCUCGGCUGCUGCUGGAAGAAAUUUUGCUUUUCAGUUCGUGCCAUGUUUGUUUGUCAAGAUCGAACUUUGUUUCUUCAGCACAACAUCAGAGUUUGAUGUCGUUGUGGUAGGCGGUGGAAUUGUUGGUUGCGCUACCGCACGACAGUUAAAAAUUAAAAACCCCGAACUGAAAGUAGCAUUACUAGAAAAGGAGGAUCGUCUAGCAUUCCACCAAAGUGGUCACAACAGCGGUGUCCUUCAUGCUGGAAUUUAUUAUGCACCGGGUAGCUUGAAAGCAAAACUGUGUGUUCGCGGUAUUGAUUUGGCAUAUGAAUACUGCGAUGAACAUAAAGUGCCUUACAAAAGAAUUGGAAAAUUAAUUGUUGCGGUGGAGCCGAUCGAAGUACCACGUCUGGAAAAUUUAUUUGAACGAGCUCAGAAAAAUGGAUGUAAAUCAAUAAAAAUGAUUGAUGGUAGCGAAAUCAAGAACUACGCUCCCUUUUGCAGGGGUCUGAAAGCGCUCUGGUCUCCGUAUACAGGUAUUAUUGAUUGGGGACUAGUUGCGAAGUCCUACGCACAAGAUUUCGAAAAUCGUGGUGGUGUUGUUUAUGCAAAAUACCCAUUGAAAACGUUAUUGCUUGUCGGGGAAUCGAAAAACGAGAACGUUGCGAAUGAUUAUCCUGUCAUUAUCGAAUCGGAAUCAUCUUUGUCGGAAAUCCGCUGUAAAUAUGUGAUAACUUGCUGUGGACUUCAGUCAGAUCGUAUUGCGAAACUUUCGGGUGGUUUACCAGACCCGAAAAUUAUUCCUUUCCGUGGCGAAUACCUUUUGUUAACUUCGGAAGAGAAAAAGAAACUUGUAACAACAAACGUUUAUCCUGUGCCUGAUCCACGUCUCCCGUUUCUUGGUGUCCAUUUCACACCGCGUUUGAAUGGAGAUGUUUGGUUGGGACCGAAUGCAGUUCUAGCCUACAAAAGAGAGGGAUACAAAUAUUCUCAAAUUUCACUGCCUGAUUUGUAUGAUACUUUAACUUACAGAGGUACGAGAAAACUCAUCCUCAAAUUUUUUCGUUACGGAAUGAAAGAAUUAUAUCGCGGAAUUUGGAUAAGAGCACAAGUAAAACAGUUACAGAGAUUCAUGCCUAAUUUGAGAAUAUCGGACGUCAUGCGUGGUCCGGCAGGAGUUCGAGCUCAGGCCGUUGAUUCAAAUGGUAAUUUGGUUGAUGACUUUAUUUUCGAUUGUGGUGAAGGAGAAUUGAGCAAGUGCGUAUUGCACGUGCGGAAUGCGCCUAGUCCAGGUGCUACAAGUAGUUUAGCUAUUGCGGAAAUGGUUUGUGAAAAAGCAUCCAUUUUGUUUGGUCUCAAUCAUUAAGCUUAAUAAUACAACUGUCAACUGUACUUCUAGAUUUGUGUUCGAAAUAAGCCUUUUUCACCAAAUUCUUGAGUUGAUUUGUCCUGCUACUGUACAAACAUUAUUCAGUCAUUAUGCUAGAUCCACACAGAAUUAUUUUUACCUAUCGGGGAUUUGUUUGUAAUUUCCGAAAAUUUGCUGAG